CAUGCAUCAAGGACGCAAGAGGAAAGCAAUCGAUUGUGCGUUCGCUUUCUUUCUCUCGCGGGACGAACCCCACCAUUUGCAGGGCAUCCAAGUGAGCCCCACACCCUCAAAUAAGAGUCAUCUCUCUCCGAAAUCCCCAGUUCUCUCCCCAAAAUUAAGCAAUAAUGGCCAACACCGCAACUAGCAAUAUGAACUCUUGCUGCUCUUGUUAAGGUGCUUUUUUCCCCCAAGAUUCCUGAAUCGCUGUCAGUGCGAAAUGGAAAUGAAUGGUACUUUUUCUGAUAAUCGGUUUCAGAGAACUGCUCCGGUGAGGGAAUCAUCUUCUUCGGCCGCCAUAGUUAGUGGCAAUUUGCGACCCAUGAAUGUGGCUGACGAGUUUGAUCGCUGGAAGGGACAGGCAUCUUUCAAGAGCUGGGCCAAGCAAACUGAGGAGAGCUACCAGUUGCAGCAGGCUCUGGCGCUUCGUCUUUCAUCGCUGGCUGCUUCUGCAGAUGAUCCCAAUUUCCUGGACUUGGAAUCCAGCUCUUCCUUCAAUUCGGCCGAGGCUGCAUCUCAUCGAUUUUGGGUCAAUGGUUGUUUGCAAUACUCAGACAAAAUUCCAGAUGGAUUUUAUCUUAUCCAUGGGAUGGAUGCAUAUGCAUGGACUAUAAGUGCUGAUCUGCAGAAUGUUGGCCCGAUUCCAUCAUUUGAAUCACUGAUGUCAGUUGAACCAUGUGAUGAUCUGUCAGUUGUAGUGGUUGCAAUUGACAAAUCAAGAGAUCCUGGUUUGAGAGAAUUGCUAAAUGGCAUCGUUAGUCUUUCUAAUAACUGGAUUACUACAAAGGAUAAAAUCGAUCAUCUUGCAAAUCUUGUUUGCAGUAGGUUGGGGGGUGAAACCUGGACUGAAGAAACCUUAGCUUCACGCUGGAAGGAGUGCACUCAAAUUCUAAAAGACAUCCUUCAUUCUGUCAUUCUUCCAAUUGGAAGCUUAACUGUUGGCUUAUGUGUCCACCGAGCAUUGCUCUUUAAAGCAUUAGCUGACUCAGUGAACCUCCGAUGCCGAAUUGUCAAGGGCUGCAAGUAUUGUAAAAAGGAUGUAGGUGCUUCAUGUUUAGUGCAAAUUGGCUCUGACAGGGAGUAUUUGAUUGAUUUGGUUGGAAGGCCAGGGGCUAUGAGCCAGCCUGAUUCUACACUGAAUUCUGCAUCUUCAUUAUUAAUUGCUUCUCCACUAUGUCAUCCAAAGUUCAAGCAAGUUGAAACUGCUGAAUAUUCGAAGACAUUAGCCCAAUUGUAUUUCUUGGACUGUCAAGGCCUGCAACUUGUAUUUGACUCCAAGUCAGGUGGUGCAAUUGAUCAUAACGAUGGAAUUGGUCAAAAGCCUACUGAAGCUUUUAAUGCAAAUUAUGCAGAAGAGUAUGCGUUACUCAAAAAUGCAAACCAGUCAGUAUUGGAUAGUCCAAGUCACAGGAUUGACCUUGAUGACGAUGAUCUGGAAAUUUUAUGGAGCGAACUUAUUUUGAAAGAGAAAAUUGGAACAGGGUCAUUUGGAACUGUCCUUCGUGCAGAUUGGCGUGGUUCUGAUGUUGCUGUGAAAAUUCUCAAGGUUCAAGGUUUUGAUGCUGAACGAUAUGAAGAAUUUAGAAAGGAGGUCUCACUCAUGAAACGUCUGCGGCAUCCAAACAUAGUUCUCUUCAUGGGUGCAGUUUUUGAACAACCAAACUUCUCAAUAGUGACAGAAUAUUUAUCAAGAGGAAGCUUAUUUGAACUUCUGCGCAAGCCAGAUGCUAGAUUAGUUCUUAGUUGGAAGCGUCGGUUAAGUAUGGCUUAUGAUGUGGCAAGUGGAAUGAAUUAUCUUCAUCAAAUGAGACCUCCCAUUGUUCAUAGAGAUCUUAAGUCUCCAAAUCUUUUGGUGGACGAUACCUAUACAGUUAAGGUAUGUGAUUUUGGUCUCUCACGUACGAAGGCAAACACAUUUCUUUCAUCUAAAACGGCCGCAGGGACGCCUGAGUGGAUGGCACCAGAAGUCAUUCGUGGUGAACCGUCAAAUGAAAAAUGUGACAUAUUCAGCUUUGGUGUAAUCCUGUGGGAGCUAGUGACCCUACAACAACCUUGGAGAAAUUUAAAUCCAUCUCAGGUUGUUGCAGCUGUGGGUUUCAUGGGCAAAAGACUAGAGAUUCCGAGCUAUGUGGACCCCAAAGUGGCUGCCUUGAUUCAACUCUGCUGGUCUAUUGAACCCUCGAGCCGCUGCUCUUUCUCCUAUAUUAUGAACUGUCUGCAGCAAAUGAUUGCCGAUGCUCAAGAGUGAACAAGUUCAUGCAGAUAGUGUCAGAUUUUAUAUAGAAGUUUCAAGUAGAACGUCACUUCAAAAGAAAUUUGUGUGUGGAUCGUUUAUGUCAUAUUGAUAUGCUUCUGCCUCCUGUUUACCUUGGUUAUUCAGGUGGGUCUAAAUCUGAGUAUAUUAAAGUGGAUCUUUAUUUAUUGCCAGUUUUGUUCAGUGUAAUAAUCUCAUUUAGUUUCAAGAGCAAAAUUAUUUGAGGACAAUGUAUAUUUAAUGUAAGCCAACUACUUAAUUCUUUGACACAUUGGUAUUGGCUUUUUCUGCUUUA
Messenger RNA from Prosopis cineraria, 2585 nucleotides. RefSeq names its product serine/threonine-protein kinase CTR1-like. Lineage: Eukaryota; Viridiplantae; Streptophyta; Magnoliopsida; Fabales; Fabaceae. The record is from RefSeq and is a predicted model, not a curated record. Gene Ontology annotation, molecular function: protein kinase activity; ATP binding. The coding region runs from base 257 to 2284 and encodes 675 amino acids. The transcript is spliced from 17 exons. Gene Ontology annotation, biological process: protein phosphorylation.